Messenger RNA from Sphenostylis stenocarpa, 1566 nucleotides. The record is from the annotation of a GenBank genome assembly. Lineage: Eukaryota; Viridiplantae; Streptophyta; Magnoliopsida; Fabales; Fabaceae.
AUGGGCUGUCAAAUAAGGUUUCUGGGUCUGUGUCUAUGGAUAUACUUGGCAAGCCUAAGCUUCGUUGGGUGCUGUGUCUAUGGGUCUGCAGUUGAUAAAGGGAAUGUUUUAGUUCAUGGGAAAACUUUUAUUGGAAGGAUUGAUGAUGAUUUUGUCUGUGCAACUCUGGAUUGGUGGCCUCCUCAGAAAUGUGACUACGGAAAAUGUAGUUGGGGCCAUGCUUCUCUGCUUAAUCUGGACCUCAACAACAAAGUUCUGUUAAAUGCAGUAAAAGCCUUUUCACCCUUGAAAAUUAGAUUAGGUGGCACUUUGCAAGACAAGGUCAUAUAUGGAACUGAAGAUAAUCGAAAACCCUGUACUCCUUUUGUCUGGAAUGCCAAUGAAAUGUUUGGUUUCACUCAAGGGUGCUUACCGAUGUAUAGGUGGGAUGAGCUAAACAGCUUUUUCCAGAAAACAGGGGCUAAGGUUAUCUUUGGAUUAAAUGCUCUUGCUGGAAAAUCUAUAAAGUCUGGUUUUGCUGUUGGACCUUGGGACUACACCAAUGCUGAAUCUUUGAUACGAUACACUGUCAGAAAGAAGUACACCAUUCAUGGUUGGGAACUUGGCAAUGAAUUGUGUGGAAAUGGAAUUGGAGCAAGUGUUUCAGCAGGUCAAUAUGCUUCUGAUGUAGCUGCCUUAAGAAAUAUAGUUCAAAAUGCAUAUAGUGGAAUUGAACCAAAGCCACUAGUCAUUGCACCUGGAGGCUUCUUUGACGCAGGUUGGUUCAAGGAGUUUAUAAGCAAAUCUGGUAAAUCUGUAGAUGUAGUCACCCACCACAUUUAUAACCUUGGGCCAGGAGUUGAUGACCACCUAACUGACAAAAUUCUUGACCCUUCGUAUCUGAAUGAAGUGUCUAACACAUUCAGCAGCCUCAAACGUAUACUUCAAAGUUCAGCAACCAAUAUUAAAGCAUGGAUUGGUGAGGCAGGAGGGGCUUAUAAUAGUGGCCAUCAUCUUGUGUCUAAUGCAUUUGUCUACAGCUUCUGGUAUUUGGACCAGCUUGGCAUGUCAGCAGUUUAUGACACCAGAACAUACUGCAGACAAAGUUUGAUAGGAGGAAACUAUGGUUUACUGAACACUAGUACUUUCAUGCCAAAUCCAGACUAUUAUAGCGCACUUCUAUGGCACCGACUCAUGGGAGGGCGUGUCCUCUCAACCACCUUCUUUGGGACGAAGAAGAUAAGAACUUAUGCCCACUGUGCAAAGGAAUCCAAAGGGGUCACAAUACUAUUGCUCAACUUCGACAACAGCACCACUGUUGAAGCCAACGUGGUCUUAAAAUUCAACAAGUUACCUCACCGUGGAGUGGAUGAACCAGCCAGAAGAGAGUACCAUUUAACAGCACCAGACAGGAAUUUACAUAGCCAAAUCAUGUUGCUAAAUGGAAAAAUUUUAAGUGUAAACUCAGCGGGUGAAAUUCCUCCUUUGAAUCCUAUUUAUGUAGACUCAACAAAGCCAAUAAUAGUUGGUCCUCUAUCUAUUGUAUUUGCUCAUAUACCAAAUGUUCUUCUUUCAGCAUGCAGCUAG